Messenger RNA from Epithele typhae, 1422 nucleotides. RefSeq lists its product as uncharacterized. The record is from RefSeq and is a predicted model, not a curated record. The transcript has a single exon. Lineage: Eukaryota; Fungi; Basidiomycota; Agaricomycetes; Polyporales; Epitheliaceae. The coding region runs from base 1 to 1422 and encodes 473 amino acids.
AUGGCCCCAUCCCAGUACCUCUGGGACGAAAACGACGCGAAGAGGGCGCCGAAACAGAUCCUGCGAGCAGUGAACGAAUGGAUCAUCAACAUGGGACCUACGGAGCCUUUUAACCCCCACUAUGACGAGGCCAUCUACUCGGCGCCCGCGAACCAUCGUAACCUCAACCCGCAUCUCAAAGUCACCCGCCAAGGCGACCCACCAGAGCUCCCUCUCGAAGGCCUAGACCACUUCACGGUUGGCCCUUUCCCCCGCACCUACAUCCCCCCAUGGCGCCACACAGGGAACCUUGAGAAAGGCCUGACGUCUCUCAUCACGAACAAAGGCCCGUCCCUCCUCAUCCUAAUCCCGCACGGAUCGGGUCGCGUGAUGGUCGCGAAAGGCAAGCAGCUCGCGGAGAAAUUCCAGAAGAUCCUACGCGCGAUCCGCUUCAAGAGCUACGAUGGCAAGGGCGUCAUGGUCACAGUCCAACCCCCCGUCCCCGCUAAAGGAGGCACGACCGACCUAGAAGAAGCGGUGAAGAACCCACACGCCCAGCCCUGGGGAUUCAUAGUCGACCUUACCGCAGACCACAAAGGGAUCCUACGCGAAUUCCUUCUAUACCAGGAGGUCUUCGGCUACACCCCGAAGCGCAGCUUCUCGAUUUACCCGGCCACAUCCGACGACCCCUUCGCGCAAUCCUGGAAGCUACUGGUCAUCUCGGGAGUCGGACUACAGGGCACGGGCCUCACCCACAAACUCGUCAUCGAGCAGCGACGCGAGCUCCUCGCCCUCGUCAAGAACCGCCUGCGGACCUACCAACCGUACCGCUCCCUGAUCGACACCCUCGCGGCAGUAAACCUCAACUACGGUGGCUCGUCCGACACUAUCUUUGACACCGUCGCCGCGACUUUCCACCUCGAACCAACGACGGUGCAACAUGCGGACGACGGCCCGAUCCCCGGCUUCAUAUGGAUGGCCCGCCCCCUCACCAACGACCGCAAAGAGCUCACGCAGCUCCGCGACUACAUGUUGAUGGGCAUCUGCGGACACGUCAAAAACGCAACGAUUUUCGCGUGCAACACAGUGGUCUCGUUCACCGACGACACUAAGCGGGGACCCAUCCGAGUUGACUGCAAGCUGUGCAAGUCAGACAUCCACCGAACUGCGGACUGCCCAAUCCCGACCGCGCGCGGAUGGCGGGGAGCGAAGCUCGCGAACCUUGGACUAGAAGAAGACGCCCCUCCGGAAGGUGACUCUGACGACUCAGAAGCCGACGACCACGCCAUGGAUGCGGUUUACGCAAGCCUCCAAGGAGGUACGCGUGGCACGACGGCACGCGGAGGGCGUGGCGGCGGAGGAAACCGCGGACGAGGAUCCGGGAGAGGCCGCGGACGAGGAGGUCGCGGACAAGGUGGAAGAGGCCGCGGUAGAUACGCUUAA